Messenger RNA from Protopolystoma xenopodis, 219 nucleotides. Lineage: Eukaryota; Metazoa; Platyhelminthes; Monogenea; Polystomatidea; Polystomatidae. The record is from the annotation of a GenBank genome assembly.
UUGCCAGAGGUUGUUCGCACUCGUCUUCGGGAGGAGUCUAGUCGCUACCACGGUUUCCUCCGUACUCUACGCACUGUCUUUCGUGAAGAGGGCUUUAUAGGACUCUAUCGCGGCCUCUCGGCUCACUACUUGCGACAGGUGCCAAAUCAUUGUAUCAUGAUCGGCACCUACGAGGGCGUCGUUUUCCUUCUACAGUCUUGGGGACUUACACGUCAGUAG